AUGUCGAAGCGAGGUAACGCGCAGCUUCCUUCUACUGUGGCUUCUUCUCUCUUCGCCUAGGGUUCUUAUCUUCUUCCUUCUGAGGAGCUCAGAUCUACGGAGAAUUGACUGAGAUUGAUGAGACAUACGCUUCUCCGCGUGUCUAGGGCCGUUCCACAGAUCGGAGUUUCCCCGGUAGAAGAUUAUUAUCCAGCUAGGUUGGGGAGGGAGGGGGGGAACAAUCGUCUCCACCUCCCCUGUGUGAUCACGCGGAUAUAGCAGAUCUGAUCAAUUUGAUGUCCUUGUUUUUUUUCCAUGAAGGGCGUGGAGGUUCGUCCGGGAACAAGUUCCGGAUGUCGCUGGGUCUGCCUGUCGCCGCCACGGUGAACUGUGCGGACAACACGGGCGCGAAGAACCUCUACAUUAUUUCCGUCAAGGGGAUCAAGGGCCGCCUGAAUCGUCUCCCUUCUGCCUGCGUCGGAGACAUGGUGAUGGCCACUGUCAAGAAGGGGAAGCCCGAUCUGAGGAAGAAGGUCAUGCCCGCCGUCAUCGUCAGGCAGAGGAAGCCCUGGCGCAGAAAGGAUGGCGUUUACAUGUAUUUUGAAGGUAAUCCGGCUCUCCAAUGUCUUCUCAUCUCCCCUCCAACUGAACUCUAGCCAUCGACAUUAUAGUAUGUAUACUCACGUCUUGCAUCAGAGCAAUCAUUUUGAGACAAUUUCAUGCUGAUAUAAACCCCUCAUAAGCAAGCAGCACAGCUUCCGAACGUCGAUCGGUUCCAUCUCGCCGACUUCCAUUGUUUCCCCGAUGCAGCAGCUUGUGGUCUGGUUUUCCUCGUAUUGUCUCUGGGUGCGGAGGAUCUCUUGCGUUUUCUCCCGAGAUUUGUAGGAUUGCGACGUUUGCUAGAUCAGAACGCGCUACAGAAAUUAUGGACCCGGAUUUAUUUUGCUCGUGUAAUCAUCGCAUUUUUUUCCUCCCUGUUCUUCGCCGAUCGGCCAGUGAUGAAAAUGGGUUGUCAAUCUCACGACGGUCAUCUGAGACGCUCUGUUUACUGGGUGUCCGUGUUGAUGCAAAGAUCCUAGAUUUCCUGAUGGCCGAGCUCCCCCAUUUAUGGCCCAUCUGAUAGAUUUUCCCACCAUGAUCCAUCACCUUGGAUCAUACUAUCAGGCCGAAAUUAUUUGCCUUUUGUGGCAAAUAAUUUAUCUUUCCGUGUUUUUCACCAAGCUAUUUUAAUGGUUAUUCGUCGAAUGUUCUUCGUCUUGAACUGCCCUUCUGAAUGUUCUCUCCACCCAUCUGAUCCGUGUGCAGACAACGCUGGAGUGAUCGUCAACCCAAAAGGAGAAAUGAAAGGUCUGCUGGGCCCUAAACCCUGAACCCACACUAAAUCUUUUAAAUUCUCUAUCUCUCGCUCGGAUGACCCUCUUCAUGUGAUGGUUGACCCAAGCGCGACGUUGACUUGCUCUCAGGAUCUGCCAUCACGGGGCCCAUUGGGAAGGAGUGCGCCGACCUGUGGCCGAGGAUCGCCAGCGCCGCCAACGCCAUCGUGUGA
Spirodela intermedia is the source of this 1525-nucleotide messenger RNA. Lineage: Eukaryota; Viridiplantae; Streptophyta; Magnoliopsida; Alismatales; Araceae. The record is from the annotation of a GenBank genome assembly.